UCAUGGGAGCAAGGAGUUUAAAAACAGAAGUAUUUACGACGCAGCGCUCGCCUUUCAAGUUCCUGUAGUGCCAGAAAACAUGCGGGACUGGCAGUGUGACACGGGCAGGUUAAAGAUAGUUGGCUUUCCGUUCGGCCACAUGCCCACCUGCCUUGCAUAGUGGAUAUCUGUGAUUCUGCUGCCAAAACCAAAGUUCAAAGUUCAAGUAUGUACCUCGAUACUUUGAAACAAGUGGAAAAACAGAAAGAGUGAAAGGAGCUGAGAAUAAACAAAAUUUGAAAAAAAAAAUCAGGUUUUAGAAAAUCCUAAAUAGUCUAUGAAAAGUUUGCUUAACACACAGAUUAGUUGUGUGGGUGUAUAUGCAAGUUGUUGCUACUACAGUAUAAAGUAGAGGGAAUAAAUAUGAUAGCGGUGGAAUUAAAACGCCACAUGGCACAAGCGAGAGGGACGUUUUUUCAAUCUAUCAGCGGGGCCGGGCAAUGACAGCAGCCUGUCACUGAAUCUGCUUCUCUGCUGAGCACUGCAGCAUUCUUGGAACGGACAACAUAAAAAAAAGUUCUCUUCAACAAGGCCACAGAUAGGGAAUGUCUUGCUCGUAAUAAAGCUCGCUCCAUGUUGCUUGUGUAUUUUCAAGUUACGUCCCUCGAUGUAAGUUGAAAAGGGGUAUUCCGAAAAAAAAGAAGAAAAAAAAGGGGGAUAUUCCGCAGUGGGCGUUAUUAUCCUGUACGGCAUAGUCCAGAACGCACGCAAAAGGCCCAAUCAGAAUGCACCAUCAAACUGCGGAGCACUGCUGCCCUCUAGUGGGCAGCUGCCAGUAUUGCGCCCUCAGGUGAACCCAAUCGAGUGGUUAGAGCAGCAGGGAAAGAGGCCAACCGUUUUAGCAGGAGUUCCAAAGUGCUUUGUUACCUCGCACAUUCCACAUGGCUGGAAAUAGUUUGAAGAAGCUGAAAGAGAGUUUGCACUACAUCCCAACCGGUCGACAACUGCCUAGGACGCCGCCUCCUUUACAAGUGAAGCAACGUUUGGAAUUUCCCAAUGAAGAUGAGAAAAGUCACAUUGUGGAAUUCAAACAGGGCCCAGAGGGGGGCAGCAGCGAGCACCCUGACCCAGACGUCUUUCAGGUUAACGACAUAAAACCAGUUUUAGGAGCUUUCUCUGACUCCUUGGUGAACGGCAUGAAAGACUAUCAGUUAACAGCAAGUGACCAGGACUUCAUGAUGAAGAUGCAGGUGGAGAAGCAAAUAAAGCAGCUCGAGGGAGAGCUGGUGGAGUUGCGAAACAUGCUGCAAACGGAGCUGGUCUUGGAGUCCACGUUAUACCCCGGGGACAACGUGCAAGCUGAACUUCAGAAGUCUUCAUCCUACUCUGAGCUGGUGGCGCACCACAAAAAGGUACUUGGAUCCUUGUACUCAUCGGUCAAAGUGUUGGAGCGAAAGGCCGUCUCACUGCUGGCCAUUGUGAGCAAGGAAGAUGUGGACCGAGCACCGAGCAAGAAGAAGGAGAAGAAGCAAGCAAUCAGUCAGAAGGAGACCAGUUGGAGAAAGGAGGACACAAAUGAGAGAGAACAUCUGGCGGAGCAACUUGUUGGUCACAAGACCACCAUUCAGCAGCUGAUGAGAGAUUUAGCAGACCUCAAAUCCAAACUGGCUUCAAUAGAGAUGGACAGACAAGAGGUUGCGACCCCCACGGCGCCAAAGACAAAUCUGCCGACCAGCAGGAAAGCAGCAGGCAAGGAUGCAACCAAACAAGAGGUUAUUACGAACGCAGCGCCAAGGACUAAUCUCCCGACCAGGAGAAAACCGGCCGGCAAAGGUUCAAACGACCCCUCAAAGUCCAAAGCGGUGAAGAUUCCCAAAGAAGCCGCAGGACAGCAGACGCCGGCGGAUCAGUCGAAACCUAAGCGAGGCGCCCGAGGGAGACCGAAGGCCGUCAGACAGGAAGCGGCGGCGACAUCGCCAGUGCAAAGUGUCAAACAGGCGGAUGAGGUGAAGCGUGGUCGGCCGGCGGGAAGGCGACUUAAGCAGCAGCAGGAGGAAAAAAAGGAGGAACAACCAAAUAUUGUGCUAAGACGCUCCAAGAGGAUUGCCAAUAUGAAGUGAUGGGACACAGCCACUUUAAAUGUUUUGACUUCAAGUUUUAGUCAUAUGUUUUAGGCCUCCAAAUAAAUAAAUAAAUUAAA
This is a messenger RNA of Syngnathus typhle (broad-nosed pipefish), 2179 nucleotides long. RefSeq lists its product as uncharacterized. The coding region runs from base 921 to 2099 and encodes 392 amino acids. The transcript is spliced from 8 exons. The record is from RefSeq and is a predicted model, not a curated record. Lineage: Eukaryota; Metazoa; Chordata; Actinopteri; Syngnathiformes; Syngnathidae.